CUUCCUGCAACACUGUAUUUGUGCUGAAAGCUCGGAAAUGUUGUCAUCGUAACGAGGUGGUUUAAAGCGGGUCUUCACAUAACUCCGAAGAUCAAACACGCUCGACCGUUGGUGCAUCUGGAAUACAGCAAAGCCGCCACAGCACCCGAAUUAUUACGUCACAAGGAAUUCCUUUUAUAUUUUCUGCUGUGCAAAGGCGGGGAAUACAUAGCAUUGUGCCAUCAAUACAGUACUUUGAAUGCAUCCAGUAUACACCAAAGACACAACCAAGAAAGUACUUAACGACUUCACUUGUUGGAAGAUAACGGCAACUAACCCAGUACAUGGAUUAUCUGUGUUUCAGAGCACUCUGCUGCAAAGGACCUCCUCCUCCGAGACCAGAGUAUGAUGUGGUUUGCAUUGGUCUGACGGGCUCUGGCAAGACCAGUCUGCUUUCACGUCUUUGUAGUGAAGGCACAGAAACAGUUGUGCCUACCACAGGUUUUAGCAUCAAAGCAGUUCCGUUCCAGAACGCCAUCCUGAAUGUGAAGGAACUUGGAGGGGCUGACAAUAUCAAGAAGUAUUGGAGUCGAUAUUACCAAGGCUCCCAAGGGGUGAUAUUCGUACUGGACAGUGCUUCUUCAGAAGAGGAGCUAGAAAUCGCAAGAAACGAGCUUCACUCAGCCCUGCAGCACCCUCAGCUCUGCAUACUGCCUUUCUUAAUACUGGCCAACCAUCAAGACAAGCCAGCAGCCCGCUCUCUACAAGAGAUAAAGAAGUAUUUUGAGCUGGAGCCCCUGGCCCGGGGGAAGCGAUGGAUUCUGCAGCCCUCGUCGCUGGAGAACAUGGAGGCAGUAAGAGAAAGCUUCAUCCAGCUCAUCGGCCAGCUGGAAGAGAAGGAUCUGGAGCCUGGAAGAGUAUGACAUGUCUGGAAAUCCACACCGAUAGCACAAACUGUCCUGAGAAACACAUCCAUGUUUAACUGUACUGUAUAUGUCGUUGUGUACGAGUGGUGUAUGUGAUGGUGUAUUUUAAUAUAACUGGAUGAGAUCCUAAAAAGCCACUGGCAACAUAUUCAAUCCAUUUUAAAUUAAAUGUAAAAAUAAAUAAAUAAAUACAAACUCAUACUACUAAACUAGAAAAAACUAAAUCUUGUUUACCACUAUUUGUGCUAUUUUAUUUAAACUGUGUAGAGAAAAUAACAUGUUGGGCAUUUGUUGAAAUGAAACUUUUUCU
This is a messenger RNA of Polyodon spathula (Mississippi paddlefish), 1215 nucleotides long. RefSeq names its product ADP-ribosylation factor-like protein 15. The record is from RefSeq and is a predicted model, not a curated record. Gene Ontology annotation, molecular function: GTPase activity; GTP binding. NCBI's taxonomy places the organism in Eukaryota, Metazoa, Chordata, Actinopteri, Acipenseriformes, Polyodontidae. The coding region runs from base 324 to 902 and encodes 192 amino acids. The transcript has 5 exons.